Molecule: messenger RNA, 653 nt
Organism: Dendroctonus ponderosae (mountain pine beetle)
Lineage: Eukaryota; Metazoa; Arthropoda; Insecta; Coleoptera; Curculionidae
Product: pro-resilin
Exons: 3
Coding region: 195-554 (119 amino acids)
Cellular component (GO): extracellular matrix
Source: RefSeq, a predicted model, not a curated record
UCGAAAUCCUAGUGCAUCUUCAGUAUUUAAACUCGGAACAUUGUUCAUUGUACUAGUCAGUUAUUUCGAAGAUGUACACUGAGUACAUACGUUGAUAUCUUGCUGUAAUUUCUCUUUCAAAAUUAGUUAAAUUUGUAUGUGUUAUUUGGCCUAAAGUUUCUAAACGUAUUAUUGAAAGAAGGAGAAAUAUUGCAAUGGCAGUUAAUAUCCUUGAUAUAACUUUCGCAAUAUUGGUCGGAUUGACUAUUUGGAAUUUAACUCAAGCUGCUCCGCAAUUUCCACAGCGAGGUUUCCAGUCGCAAAAAGAUGAUGAAUCGCCACAACCGUACGAUUUUCAAUAUAAAAUCGACAACCCAGCAUCACGAACGAUCUUUGGCCAAUCCGAAGCAGGAGAUAGCCAGGGAAAAGUAAUCGGCAGCUAUUACGUUCUUCUUCCGGAUGGUAGACUGAUGAAUGUAGAAUAUUCCGUAGAUGGUGAAUCGGGAUUUGUACCUAAAAUCACAUUCACCCCUCAAAAUGCCCCAGGAACACCAGUACCACCUCGAAUCGGAUGAAGCAAACAUUAAUAAAUAUGCGUACUUACCAAAAUUUUCUUAGCUUUAAAAAUGUAUAGAGUAUUAAUCAAAAAUUAAACGUUGCUCUGUUGUAAAUUA